Molecule: messenger RNA, 7765 nt
Organism: Manis pentadactyla (Chinese pangolin)
Lineage: Eukaryota; Metazoa; Chordata; Mammalia; Pholidota; Manidae
Gene: MTTP
Product: microsomal triglyceride transfer protein
Exons: 18
Coding region: 130-2814 (894 amino acids)
Biological process (GO): lipid transport; cholesterol homeostasis; lipoprotein metabolic process
Cellular component (GO): Golgi apparatus; basolateral plasma membrane; endoplasmic reticulum
Molecular function (GO): lipid binding
Source: RefSeq, a predicted model, not a curated record
CUGACCUUUCUUCAAAGAUAAACAUUAUUGCAGGUUCUGAGGAGGGUCACUCCCUGGCUGCCAAAGGAAGAGUCCACUUCUCAGUGAAGCCUAGCGGGGCCUGGAUGCGUUAGAGGGUAGCUGGUCACUAUGAUUCUUCUUGCUGUGCUUUUUCUCUGCUUCAUUUCCUCAUAUUCAGCCUCUGUUAAAGGUCACACAACUGGUCUCUCAUUAAAUAAUGACCGGCUGUACAAGCUCACAUACUCCACUGAAGUUUUUCUUGACCGGGGCAAAGGAAAACUCCAAGACAGUGUGGGCUACCGAAUUUCAUCCAAUGUGGACGUUGUCUUACUGUGGAGGAACCCUGACGGUGAUGAUGACCAGCUGAUCAAAAUCACGAUAAAGGAUGUAAAUGUUGAAAAUGUGAAUCAGCAGAGAGGAGAGAAGAGCAUUUUUAAGGGAAAAAAUCCAUCCAAAAUCUUAAGAAAGGAAAACUUGGACGCUUUGAAAAGACCUGUGCUCCUCCAUCUAAUACAUGGAAAGGUUAAAGAGUUCUACUCAUAUCAAAAGGAUCCAGUGGCCAUAGAAAAUCUCAAGAGAGGCCUGGCUAGCCUAUUUCAGAUGCAGUUAAGCUCUGGAACCACCAAUGAGGUAGAUAUCUCUGGGGAUUGUAAAGUGACCUACCAGGCGCAUCAAGACAAAGUGACCAAAAUUAAGGCCUUGGAUUCAUGCAGAAUAGAGAGGACUGGAUUUACAACCCCAAAUCAGGUCUUGGGUGUCACUUCAAAAGCCACAUCGGUCACUACCUAUAAGAUAGAAGACAGUUUUGUAGUAGCCGUGCUUGCAGAAGAGACACAUGCUUUUGGAAUGAAUUUUCUACGAACAAUUUCAGGCAAAAUAGUAUCGAAGCAGAAAUUGGAGCUGAAGACAACUGAAGCAGGCCCAAGACUGAUGCCUGGAAAGCAGGUUUCAGCCAUAAUUAAAGCAGUUGAUUCAAAGUACACAGCCCUCCCCAUUGUGGGACAAGUCUUCCAGAGCAAGUGUAAAGGAUGCCCUUCUCUCUCGGAGCACUGGCAGUCCACCAGAAAACACCUACAGCCAGACAUCCUGGGCAAGGCCGAGGCUGUCAGAAGCUUCCUGGAUUUCGUUCAGCGCCUGAGGACUGCAAAGAAAGAGGAGAUCCUACAAAUCCUAAAGGCCGAAAACAAGGAAGUACUACCUCAGCUGGUGGAUGCUGUCACUUCUGCUCAGACGUCAGAUUCAUUAGAUGCCAUUUUGGACUUCUUGGAUUUCAAAAGCGACAGGAGUGUUAUCCUUCAGGAGAGGUUUCUCUAUGCCUGUGGAUUUGCCUCCCAUCCCAAUGAAGAACUCCUUAGAGCACUCAUUAGUAAGUUCAGAGGUUCCUUUGCCAGCAACGACAUCAGAGAAACUGUUAUGAUUGUCAUUGGGGCCCUUGUCAGGAAGCUGUGUCAGAACGAAGGCUGCAAACUCCAAGCAGUGGUAGAAGCCAAGAAGUUAAUUCUGGGAGGACUUGAAAAAGCGGAGAAGAAAGAGGACACCAUGAUGUACUUGCUGGCUCUGAAGAACGCCCUGCUCCCAGAAGGCAUCCCACUCCUCCUGAAGCACGCAGAGUCAGGACAGGGGCCCAUCAGCCACCUUGCUACCACCGCUCUCCAGAGAUACGAUGUCCCUUUCAUAACUAAUGAGGUGAAGAAGACUCUGAACAGGAUAUACCACCAGAAUCGUAAAGUACAUGAAAAGACUGUGCGCACUACUGCAGCUGCUGUCAUUUUAAAUAACAACCCAUCCUACAUGGAAGUAAAAAACAUCCUGCUUUCUAUUGGGGAACUUCCCAAAGAAAUGAAUAAAUACAUGCUCGCUGUUGUUCAAGACAUCCUACGUUUUGAAAUGCCUGCAAGCAAAAUGGUCCGUCGAGUUCUGAAGGAAAUGGUUGUUCAUAAUUAUGACCGUUUCUCCAAGAGUGGAUCCUCUUCUGCUUAUACUGGCUAUGUAGAACGUCAUCCCCAUUCAGUGUCUACGUACAGCCUCGACAUUCUUUACUCUGGCUCCGGUAUUUUGAGGAGAAGUAACCUGAACAUCUUUCAGCGAAUUGGGAAGGCUGGUCUUCACGGUAUCCAGGUGGUCAUUGAAGCCCAAGGACUGGAGACCUUAAUUGCAGCCACUCCGGAUGAGGGAGAAGAGAAUCUUGACUCCUAUGCUGGCAUGUCAGCCAUCCUUUUUGAUAUUCAACUCAGACCUGUCACUUUUUUCAACGGAUACAGUGAUUUGAUGUCCAAAAUGCUGUCAGCAUCUAGUGACCCUGUCAGUGUGGUGAAAGGACUUAUCCUGCUAACAGAUCAUUCCCAGGAGAUUCAGUUGCAAUCUGGACUGAAGGCCAAUAUGGGGAUCCAGAGCGGUCUAGCAAUUGAUAUAUCUGGUGCAAUGGAGUUUAGUCUGUGGUAUCGUGAGUCUAAAACCAGAGUGAAAAAUCGGGUGUCCCUGGUAAUAGUUGGUGAUAUCACUGUGGACUCCUCUUUUGUGAAAGCUGGCCUGGAAAUCAGUGCAGAAACAGAAGCAGGCCUAGAGUUCAUCUCCACAGUACAGUUUUCUCAGUACCCAUUCUUAGUUUGCCUGCAAAUGGACAAGGAUGGAAUUCCUUUCAGGCAAUUUGAGACAAAGUAUGAAAGGCUGUCCACAGGCAGAGGCUACAUCUCACGGAAAAGAAAAGAAAGGCUGCUAGCCGGAUCUGAAUUCCCGCUCCACCAAGAGAACUCUGAGAUGUGCAGGGUGGUAUUUGCCCCUCAGCCAGAAAGUUCCUCCAGUGGUUGGUUUUGAAACUGAUGGGUGGUGUUUCACUUGAAUUGGUCUCCCCAGAAGGGGUAUGAUGUGACAUGCCUAAGUACUUGCUCUCUGAGAGCACAGUGUUUACAUAUUUACCCGUAUUUAAGAUUUUUGUAAAAAGCUAUGAAAAACCUCAAAUGAUUAAAUUUGGGCCUAUUCAGUAUCCUACCUACAGUGUCAUUUUGAGCCACUAUAAGUGAUACUUUUAGCUACAUUCUUAUUUUUCCUGUACCUCUCUCAAAUCCCAUUUGAUAUAGUGAGAAUAGUUCUGCCCCAAGAAACUAUUGUUUAUAAAACGCAAAACAAAACACACGUAUUCUCAGGAGAACCCAAUUUUGUUUCAACAAUUUUCAAGUAACAUGUAUAAAACCUUUGAUGGAACCUUAAAUGUGGCUUGUUUCUACCAAACAUGUUGCCCAAUUAGAAAGAAAACAUACCUUUUUUCCCCCUUUUUGUGGAAGUGAGGGGAGGGGACAUAACUUUUUAAAACUUGUUAGCUAACUUUAAGAAUGAAUUUUUAUAUCUUCUCUUAGUUGUACUAAGCAUUGUGGUAGAAGACAAACUGAAUUAAAAUAUUCAAAUUUAUAUUUAAAAUAUCUUUCUGCUGACCAUGUAGUCAGAUUGCUAGAAGAAAGCCAUUCAGUCCUCUCUGCCUUCUGCCCUGCAAAAAUAUUGGACUUAGCACAUAAGAGUUAGAAAUGUUAAUUUCAGAAACUCCACUCAAUUUUUCUCGUGCUGCAUCUCUUUGAGACUGUAUUGUGAUACACUGUCCUUUAUAAGGGACAUCUGCAUAUAUUCUUCAUUUUAUUGUUUAUUCAAUUGUUUUGUGGUAGAAGUUCCAGUUUGUUUGACUGCAAUCUGUACAAGAGCCAGAAUGGCCAAGAGAAUUUAACAUUGCUUUGAAGAAGUGUUGGAUUUGUACUUCUAAAACAUGAAAUGAUAAAGAUUGUUUUUAUUUGUACAAAUUAAAGGAACCAUGUUAAAAAUUUUUCAAAUAUUUAUUUAAAAAAUGGACACAUGUGUUUAUAGGGUUAAACUCAGAACAGGUAACAGAUGUUCAUUUGUCCAUUACACACACACAUACAAUGGAAGUUAACUAGCCCCCCACUGGUUGCAAACUUAAAAUGAUGUGGGAUGAAAUAAAUCUGUGAAAAUCCUAUUGAAUUACUUUUGCUUUAUAUUACUUCCAACCCAUAUUUCUCUGCUCCUGCUGCUUUCUGAGCCCAGAAACAUAUAUAGUUAAGCCAUUGCAGCUCAAAAGAAUAGGCCAGAUCCUCCAAUAGGAGGUCAGAGCCCUUUGGAAAAUGGGCCACUGAUAAUAGCAAAAGUCAGAACUUCCUAAGUUGAGUUGAAAACAACUCAAACCCAGUUUUCAUAAAGCUCUGGAAUGGCACAUUAUUGUUAUGUUACUGAGAAGAGAGAAAGACCAUUUAGCUCACCUCACAGAAGUCUUUUCUUGACUAAAAAAUGGUUAAAGUCAGAUUCAGAUAUAAGUCAGUUCACCCUAGAGCCAGCUCUCUGAAUCCACCGUGUUGUAUUUCCCAGGUCGUUUUGGCUUUUAAAAGUUGCUGCUUAAAGAAUACAGACAGUAAUUACGGAAAUAACAAACAUGGGGCUGCAGCUACAAAGCUUUCAGCUACAGUGCGAAGUCCUGAGCGCCAUUGCCCUUUUCCUCUGUCGUUGCUGUGUCCUUUUCUCUGGUAGGAUCAAAACUUCUUGUCCACUUGUAGACCUGUAUUUUUUCUUGGCCAAGUGUGCCUUCUGGCAUAAAGGGUGCUUCAUCUCUGCAGGCAGGUCUGACUGUGUAAUAACAAAUGUGCAUUUCUUAUGGCAGCUUUAUUGAAAUAUUAUCACAUAGCAUACAAUUCACCCAUUUAUGGUGUAGAAUUCAAUUUUUAUAUCAUAUUAUAGCAUAUUCACAAAGGAGUACAACUAUCACCACAGUCUAUUUUGGAACAUUUUUAUCAUUCUAGAAAGAAACCCAUACUCUUUAGCUGUGAACCCCAAUUUCCUCACCUCCUAGCCUAAGACAAUCGCUAAUCUACUUUCUAUCUCUAUAGAUUUAUUCAUAUAAAUGGAAUCAUAUGAUAUGUGGUCUUUGUGACUGGCUUUUUUCACUUGGCAUUAUAUUUUCAAGAUUCAUCCACGUUGUAGCAUGUAUCAAUGCUUCAUUCAUUUUUAUGUUCGAAAAAUCUCUCAUCAUAUACAUAUGUCAUUUGUCAGUUGAUGGACACUUGGGUUGUUUUUAUCUUUGGCUAUUUUGGAUAAUUCUGCUAUGAACUUCUGUGUACAAAUAUUUGUGUGGGCAUAUGUUAUACCGAGGAGUGGAAUUGCUGGGUAAAAUGAUAACUCUACGUUUAACUUUGUAAGAAUUGCCAGAUUGUUUUCCAAAGUGAUUACACCAAUCUACAUUUCCACCAGCAGUGUGUGAAGGCUUGGAUUUCUCUGCAUCCUCCACAUCACUUGUUCCUACCUUCCUCCUUGCUUAUGGCCAUCCUAGUGGAUGUGAUGUGGUGUUUCAUUAUGGUUCUCAUUUACAUUUCCCUAAUGAUUAAUGAUGUUGAGCACCAUCAUAUAUUAGUAAUCUUCUUUGGAGAAAUGUUUAUUCAGAUUCUUUGCAUUUUUUUAAAUUGGGUUAUUUGUCUUGUUAUUAGUGAGUUGUAAUAGUUCAGUAUAUAUUGUAGGUACAAGUCCUUAUCAUAUACAUGAUUUGUAAAUAUUUUCUUCCAUUCUGUGGUAUGUCUUGUCACUUUCUUGGUAGUGUCGUUUGAAGCACAAGAGUGUUUUGAUUUUGGUCAAAUCCAAUUUUUCUAUUUUUUUUUCUUUUUUUGCUUCUUUGGUCAUAUCUAAGGAACCAAUGCUAAAUUCAAAGUUGCAAAGAUUUACUUCUGUGUUUUCUUCUAAAAUUAUAGUUUUACUUUUAAAUUUAGGUACUUGAUUCAUUUCUAGUUAACUUUUUAUAUAUUAUAUACAGUAGGAGGUCCAAAUUCAUUCCUUUGAAAGUGGAUAUCCCAUUGUCCCAGAAGUAUUUGUUGAGAGAUGAUUCUUUCCCCAUUGAAUUGCUUUGGCAUUCUUGUUGAAAAUAAAUUUACUAUAUAUGUGAAGUUUCAUUUCUGUAUUGAAAUUUUUAAUCCAUUAAUCUAUAUGUCUAUAUGCCAGUACCACAUUGUCUUAAUUACUGUUGCUUUGUAGUAAGUUUUGAAAUGGGGAAGUGUAAAUCCACUUAUUUUGUUUUAUUUCAAAAUCGUUUUGGCUCAGAGUCCCUUGAGUUUCCUAUGAAUUUUAGGAGCAUGUCAACUUCUACAAAGCUAGCUGGGAUUCUGAUAGGGAUUGUGUUGAAUCUGUGUGUCAGUUUGAGGAAUAUUGCCACUUUAAUAUUAGGUCUCCUGAUCUGAGAACAGGAGGCAUCUUUUCACUUUUAAAUUUUAAUUUCUUUCAACAAUGUUUUGUCAUUUGCAAGGUGUAAGUUUUGCACUUUUCUUUUGUUAAAUUUAUUCCAAGUGUUUUAUUAUUUUUGAUGCUAUUGCAAAUGGAAUUGUUUUCUUACUUUCAUGUUUGGAUUGUUCAUUGCAAGUAUGCAGAAAUACAAUCGAGUUUUGUAUAUUGAUAAUGAAUCCUGCAAUUGCAGGAUUCAUUUGUCAGUUCUACUAUCUUUGGUAGAUGUCCAGUUUCCCCAGGACUUUCUAUAUAAAAGUUCAUAUCAUCUGUAAACAGAGCUUGUUUUACUUCUUUCUUUCCUAUCUGAAUGUCUUUAAUUUAAUUUAAUUGCUUAGCUGCCCUGGCUGUUGAACAGGCUGAUGCUGACUAGGACUGGUGACAAAGAACAUGGCAAAGAUGAGGAUGCUGGUGAAAAGCGGUGGUGGAGUGCUAGCAGGGAUGGCCCAGAAAGACCACAGAACACGAAAGGAAGGCUCAGGUCAUUCGACAAUGGUGAUAGUUCUAUUUUCACUUAUACACCUGAAAAAUUCAUAGAACCUUAGAAAGCUUAAAGCACAUUUAAAUAGUCACAGUGCCCUCCUGUACAGGGAGGGUCAGCCAACAUCAAGAAUCUGUUCCAGAUCCAGACUGACUGAGGCUUCACUGCUUCUCAUCUGUUUAGCUGCCAACUAAGAGACUGUGAGGGAGCAGGGAGUGGCCUGGGGGCCCGGCUUGGAAUCCUCUGAGAACCAUCCCCCAACUACUGGCUGGGUGGUCUUGGACAUGUGACUCAGUUCUCAUCUCUAAAAUGGAUAGGAUAGUCUCCAUUUCACUGGGUCGUUUUAAAAGUUCAUGAGAUAAUGUGUGUCAAGUACAGUGCCAAGCACACAGUAGUAUUUGAUAAAUACUGUGUAUGUGAAGUUUCAUUUCUGAAUCGAAAUUUUUAUUCCAUUAAUCUAUAUGUUUAUCUUUAUACCAGUACCAUCCUGUCUUAUUACUGUUGUUAAAAUGCCACAAGGCAUUUUCUGCUAUCAUUAAUGUUUUUACUAUGAGAAAUGUAGUGAGCAAUGUUAUUACCAAUGAUCAGCUUUGUUCUGAUUUUUAGCAAAGAGAUUGUGUGCACCUUACAUCUACCUUUACCUUGUAAUUAGUUGGAGAGCAUAGUGAUCCUCUCUAAUGAGUGUGGAUAUCUGAACCUCUCACAUGCAGCAUCCGGGAAGGUGGGAAGCAGGGGAGUAGAGCAGUGAGGGCAAUUUGGAGUAAGAUACUCCUGCUUAAAUCUAUUUUAAGUCUAUUACGGUUAAGAAAUCUUACCAUUUCCACAUACUCCUCCUACAUAAACCUCCAGCCUCUCAGCUUCCACAUCUGUAAAGAAACAUAUGUAAAACCUCAUAGGUUGUUGUAAGGAUGAAGUAAGGUCAUGGGCUAGUGCCUGGCACAUAACAAGCACUUAAUAAGUGCUCACUAAUAUUAACUUUUAUAUGUGAUCCUCUAGAACCCCUGAAUAAAGCAACAUUUCUUGUUCUGA